Salvelinus namaycush (lake trout) is the source of this 1788-nucleotide messenger RNA. RefSeq names its product retinal Mueller cells isomerohydrolase-like. The record is from RefSeq and is a predicted model, not a curated record. NCBI's taxonomy places the organism in Eukaryota, Metazoa, Chordata, Actinopteri, Salmoniformes, Salmonidae. Gene Ontology annotation, molecular function: all-trans-retinyl-ester hydrolase, 11-cis retinol forming activity; retinol isomerase activity; beta-carotene 15,15'-dioxygenase activity. Gene Ontology annotation, biological process: zeaxanthin biosynthetic process; retinal metabolic process. The coding region runs from base 1 to 1593 and encodes 530 amino acids. The transcript has 14 exons.
AUGAGAAUUGAGCAUCCGGCUGGUGGCUACAAGAAAAUCUUUGAGACAUGUGAAGAGUUGAAUGAGCCUAUUCCUGCUGUGGUUGUAGGUGUGAUCCCAGAAUGGCUGAGCGGCAGUCUGUUGCGUCUUGGACCCGGCCUGUUUGAGGUGGGGGCUGAGCCUUUCUACCACCUCUUUGAUGGCCAGGCCCUCAUGCACAAGUUUGACCUAAAGAACGGCCAUGUGACAUACUAUCGGAAAUUUGUCAAAACAGAUGCCUAUGUACGAGCCAUGACAGAGAAAAGAGUGGUCAUCACUGAGUUUGGAACAGCAGCCUACCCAGAUCCUUGCAAAAAUAUCUUCUCAAGGUUUUUCACCUACUUCAAAGGGAUUGAGGUGACAGAUAAUUGCUUAGUGAACGUGUACCCUGUUGGUGAGGAUUUCUAUGCCUGCACAGAAACCAACUACAUCACCAAAGUGGACCCAGACACACUGGAGACUCUGAAAAGGGUGGACCUGUGUGACUACCUCUCGGUCAAUGGAGUGACGGCUCAUCCACACAUUGAAAGUGACGGAACGGUGUACAACAUUGGGAACUGUUUUGGGAAGAAUAUGUCACUGGCCUACAACAUUGUCAAAAUUCCUCCCACACCGAAAGACAAGUCAGAUCCCAUUGCAAAGUCCAAGGUUCUUGUGCAGCUCCCCAGCAGUGAGAGAUUCAAGCCCUCCUAUGUUCACAGCUUUGGAAUGACAGAAAACUACUUUGUCUUCGUUGAGACUCCAGUGAAGAUAAACCUUCUAAAAUUCUUGACCGCUUGGAGCAUCUGGGGCACAAAUUACAUGGAUUGCUUUGAGUCAAACGAAACCAUGGGCACAUGGUUCCAUCUGGCUACAAAGGACCCAGCUGAAUACAUAGAGCAUAAAUUCAGGACUUCUGCCUUCAAUCUCUUCCAUCACAUCAACAGCUAUGAGGACGAUGGCUUCAUCGUUGUUGACCUGUGUACUUGGAAAGGUCAUGAGUUUGUCUACAACUACCUAUAUCUGGCCAACCUGCGGGAGAACUGGGAGGAAGUGAAGAAAGCUGCUAUGAGGGCACCUCAGCCAGAGGUCCGGCGAUACGUUCUGCCCAUGGACGUCCACAAGGAGGAACAGGGGAAGAAUAUGAUAUCCCUUCCGUACACCACAGCCACUGCAGUGAUGCGCAGCGAUGGAACCAUCUGGCUGGAGCCCGAGGUUCUGUUUUCUGGACCACGACAAGCUUUCGAGUUCCCUCAGAUCAACUACAGUAAGUUCUCUGGGAAGAACUACAGCUAUGCCUAUGGACUGGGCCUGAACCACUUCAUCCCUGACAGGAUCUGCAAACUGAACGUGAAGACUAAGGAUACGUGGGUGUGGCAGGAGCCAGACUCUUACCCCUCAGAGCCCAUCUUUGUGCAGACCCCAGAUUCAGUGGAGGAAGAUGACGGGGUGUUGUUGAGCAUCGUGGUGAACCCUGGAGCAGACCAGAGGCCAGGGUACCUCCUCAUCCUCAAUGCCAGAGACCUGACAGAGAUCGCACGGGCUGAGGUGGAGGUCAUCAUCCCUGUCACCUUCCAUGGAAUGUACAAGCCUUAGGACUACAUUCAACACAUCUACAAUACCACUCCACAGGAGAAAGGGACAAUCAUAAUACUAAAACCUUUGUUGGGGAUGUUUAAAAAAAAUAAACAUUAUAUCACUGAUGUAGCCUGUUCGUGGCUUAGUUUCAAAGUCAAUGUUGUGAUAUACACUGUACAAAAGUAUGUGGACAGCCCUUCAAAUUUGUGGUUU